AUCAUUGUGGCAUUACUGUUUUGUUACAAAAUACGCCCUUGUGUAUGUACAGUGCCUUUUAAAUUCUUUUUUCUGACUUUAAAAGAUUUUUUUUUAUCAAAUCUAUAAUAUUAGAGUUGAAUCUGGAGUCUAGCUUUUGCAAGCAGCUUUACUGAAUUAGGGUAUUGUCAGUAGAUAUUAAUACUGAAAUUUCUAUCGCAUUCUUUGAGCAUAAAGAAAAAAAAUUAUUGUCGAUUCAGUUUGAAUUCAUAAUUUUUAUCUCAAAUUUCUGCCAGCAUGGAGGAAGAUUCCCGCUUGAAUAUGUCUAUUCUCUUACAGUUCCCAAAAUUCUCAAGAGGUUUUCGAAUUACGGAUUUCGAUGAGUUUGUCCAAGAAAGUAUUGGCGUGGAAAAUUUGGAUUUUUUUGGACGCUUGGCUUAUCCGAAUCAGUGGCAAAUAAGACUAACUGAUCCAGAAACACGAGAGCGCUUGAUUCGAACUGGAAGAACUAGAAUCAAGAAUAGAUCUUGUUGGAUGUAUCCUCUAAAUCAGCAAGAAAUCAGAGGUUUCGUUUAUUGGCUACCAAAUUCAGUAACCAACGAUCAACUGACAGAGCACCUAAAAUUAUAUGGAGAAGUCUUAUUCGUUGAAAGUGAAGAACGAAUUGUGAAAGAUAGAAGAAUUCAGAGCGAUACACGAUACUAUGGAUUGCUAUUGCCACAUGGAACGAUAAAAGACGAUUUGCCUCAUUUCUUGAAAAUCAAUGGUUUCCUAUGUCUUGUGGUCGUUAGAGGAAGAAAGCCUGCAUGUUUCCAUUGCAAAGAAGUUGGUCAUCGUCGUGCGGAAUGCCUACAAUAUAAAGCGAAAUUGAUUAGCUAUUGCUGCAGAGAUCCAAAUAGUGCUCCACCAAGACUAAAAGCACGUGGUAGGCGACAUAUACAAGCAGAAACUGAAAUAAGAGAAGAAACUGGUAGUAACGAUGUUUCCUCUACUGAUGACAUUCCAUGUUUAGAAAAGCAAGUUUCAAUAAAUGAAGAAACAAUCGAACAGCAUUCAUUAUCGGAACUGGAAGACCUAGAAGUCAUUACUGAAAUACUGGAAGAAGCUGUAAGUAGUACCGAGAGAGAUUUAGAAGAGAACAGUGUUCAAUUUGAAGAUAGAGCAAAAACUUACCUUGAUAGUUCAGCUGCUUCACUUCCUGAAACAAAAAUUCAAACACAAGAUAUUUUUGAAAUGAUGCAACAAAUCCAAAGAAAAACUUCGGAAGCUUUGCAGCAGAGUUUGCAGAGUUUUGAAAAUGAAAUUGUUGGGACUUUUACAAGAGGAACACUUUUUGCUCAGAAGGGAGACAGAAGUGCAGAAACUGAAGCUGUAGAUAGUCGAAUAAAUUUGGAUCAAGAAGUAUGUAACGAAGAAUUAGAACAACAAACAGAGGAGAUUUGGGUUCCAGAAGAAAUAUCCACGCAGGUUAAAAUAUCCGGAGAAGAUUUUGAUGUUGACACGAACAUAAAAGAAACUAAAGGAGAUGGGAUGGAGAAGGCCCUUCCUACGAGGCGCCAAGACAUUAUUACAACUAUUGAAGAGAUUUGCAAGUAUCCCUCUGAAAUAGCUAAAGAUGUUGAGACAAAAGAAUCAACUGCAGUAGAUUUAGUCAGUGUCUCGGACACGAGAUCUGUCCUUCUAAUGCUAGAGAAAACAAAACAAACUGCUGUAGAAAUUUUAGAAGGCACUUUUAAGAAGCUAGCAGAAUUUACAAAAAGUAAUGAAGUAGCUGAAAUACUUUCAGAAGAUUCUGCUGCUGAUACAGACAAAAAAUUGAUCAAAGAUGAAAUGCAUCCUCAUAUUUUAAUGUUGAAACAGGCGAAGCAAACUGCUACAGAAUAUUUUGGUAAUACCUUUAAGAAACUGAAAGAAGAAAUCACUAGUUUAUCCUUCGAAUUGGCUGGUGAUCAAACUGACAAGGAUGUAAGAUUAACCAAAGAUGAUAUCCAGUUCGCCUAUCAAAUGUUGGAACAGACAAAAGAAACUGUAGAAGAAACUUUGGAAAGCACUUUUAGACGGCUGGAGAAUGAAAUCAUAAAAGCAACUGAACCAGAUGAAAUGAUUACAGAAAUUUCACCAAAAAGCAUUUCACCUUUAAAAGUCUCAGAAGAUUCUAGAAAAUCCAUAGCAGUUUUGGAACAGUUUAAAGACGUUACUGAUACUGGAGAGUAUUUUAGCAAAGAAGAUAUGGAGAUUAUUGUUGAAGAUGAAGAUAGUAAAAAGCAAUCCAGUGUUGACAAAAGUCAAGAAGAAACAAUCCGAACUGAGUAUGAUAUCUCAGCUGCAUUAUCGGAAUUUUUCAAAGCAAUUAAAAUUUCUAAACAGAGCGAAGUGAGCGAACAGGUGUCAGUGACUGAAAAAACUGUUACUGAGAGUAAGGAAUUGGCAAUGAAAGUUUCCAAAGCAGCUCAGGAGGGCAUUUAUAAAUUACAAACAAAUAUAAGAAUGAUAUUUGAUUCAUCUCUUGCGGAAGGUAAAAGUGAAUUACUUUCUGAAACAAAGACAAUUAUGAAGCAGAUAGAAUCGGAAGUUAAUCAAAUGGCGGAGGAAAUGAAAAGUAAAGUCAAGACGGAUAUUGAAGCUAUAUUUGCUUCAUUCGAAGCUGAUAUCUUUAAAUAAAUUGAUGAAGAAAAUGUAUGGGAUCAUAAAUGAUUUUAUUAAUAAGUCUCUAUUUAUAUUGCCACAGAUAAUAUGUCCAGUGGCCCAUGCUGCCUUCAGUAUGACUGAUAAUUGCUGAAGAAAAUAUUUUGUCUAUUUUAAUAUGAAUUCUUGUAGGAACACUCUAUAUGUUGAUAUGUGAUAUUAUCUUUUAUGUUGAUUAUUAUCUUUUGAUCUUUCUAAGUGAUAAAUGUUUUUUAGGUUAAAGUUAAAAAACCGAACUUUCUUUUGCAAUGUAAGCUUUUAGAUGUUUUUAUGUAAUUAAGAUGUAAAUUUUUUAACAAUUGUGUGUUUUAAUUUAUAAGAAAAUGAUUAUCUGUGAUUUUAAAAUUAUUGUUUACAAUUAAAAUUAGUGAAAUAAUCAACA
Argiope bruennichi is the source of this 3046-nucleotide messenger RNA. RefSeq lists its product as uncharacterized. The record is from RefSeq and is a predicted model, not a curated record. NCBI's taxonomy places the organism in Eukaryota, Metazoa, Arthropoda, Arachnida, Araneae, Araneidae. The coding region runs from base 277 to 2640 and encodes 787 amino acids. The transcript has a single exon.